UUUUCUUAUUCCAUUUUUGUUUCUCUCCUCUUCUUUUAAUCUCUCGUUUGUUUCAUCUGUACAUUACAUUUCAUUGGUUUCUCCUGAGAAUUGAUCAAAUGGGCAUAGAGAAGCUAAUUACAAUCAAGAUGAUCACAGGAAUACUAAACAAAGAUGAUCAGAAAUUCAAUCGCGGGUUAAGAGCAAUUAAAACUCUGUUCUUCUUCAUAUCAAUGUUGAUAUCACUCCUUUUGUUCUCAGCACCGGUUUUACUAGUAUUAACUGAUGCCAUUCUUCCUUGUGCUAUUCUAUCUUUAUCUCUCCCUUCUUCUCAGCUUAAUUCAUCAUUACAGAAUUUCUCAUACACUGACUACGAUUUUCGGUUCAGUCUUGUCGAUAUUCCACUUCUAUCGAUCGUUCGAUCAUUUAUCAUACUGUGUGUGUAUUGUUUAUGUGACGGGCCAGGGCUAACUCGGGGGCCAUACUUGGCGAUAACUACGUUCUCCUCGGUUUCGUCAUUGGCGUUUGUGUCGUUGAAGGCUUCUUAUGUGUUUUGUGUACCAUUUGUUAACGGCGGCGGUGGCGGUGGCGGGGAUGGACAUUAUAUUCGAGCAGCUUUGAUAACGAGCUCGAUUGUUCUCGCUAUCGGUCAUAUCGUGGUUGCUUACCGGACUAGUUGUCGAGAAAGACGGAAAUUGCUGCUUUACAAGAUUGACAUUGAAGCUGUUUCGUCAUGCAAGAAGGGGUUUCCAACAUACAACAAGAUUCUACAACAAGUUAGAGUUAAAUGAUAAAUAAAAGUUCAAUGAUGGAGAUUGGAGAGGAUUGGUUUAUGAAUACGAGGCUAGUAGGUUGCAUGUGUUAUGUUCAGUUUUGCAGUUAACAGUGUGCUUGUCUUCUAACUAUUAUAGAAGGGCCCUGUUCGCCAAUCGCCAAUCCCGUCCCCAACUAUACUUCCUUCCGUGGUGUACUACUGCCGGACCUACUUUGGAAUAUCAGACAGACUGACUCAUCGACUAGUGUUAGCUGUUAAGCUUUUCGUUUAGUUAGUUAAUUAGGCCAAUGAGCCAUCAAGUUUGUCCUUUCGUUUUACAGGCCCAUUUGUAAAUAGAAAAGAAAGAAAAGAAUUGGUAUUAGAGUAUUUCCAUUUGUACUAUUACUACUGUGUAUAAUACAACUACUAGCUUGCUAGGUGACUGACUGCUUCUAUUAUUUCUCUGUGGGUGCAGUUGAUUUUCGAAACACUAUUUUUUUUAAUGAAGUUGUACGUGUAUAUA
Messenger RNA from Papaver somniferum (opium poppy), 1256 nucleotides. RefSeq lists its product as uncharacterized. The coding region runs from base 99 to 770 and encodes 223 amino acids. The record is from RefSeq and is a predicted model, not a curated record. The transcript has 3 exons. NCBI's taxonomy places the organism in Eukaryota, Viridiplantae, Streptophyta, Magnoliopsida, Ranunculales, Papaveraceae.